Linepithema humile (Argentine ant) is the source of this 3088-nucleotide messenger RNA. RefSeq names its product codanin-1 like protein dlt (gene dlt). The record is from RefSeq and is a predicted model, not a curated record. Gene Ontology annotation, cellular component: nucleus. NCBI's taxonomy places the organism in Eukaryota, Metazoa, Arthropoda, Insecta, Hymenoptera, Formicidae. Gene Ontology annotation, biological process: chromatin organization.
UUAAUGCAAAGUAUAAAGAAAAAAAGUGAUUUGCAUCCAUAUGUUUAAAAGUGUAUUUUUUACAUCGAAAGAUGCAUAGUACGAAAUUGAGAAUUUCAUAAUAACUUGAUCUAUAUUCUUUAUUUAAUUAAAAAUUUACUUUUUAAUGAUACUUGUUAAUUUCUCGAAUGUUUCAAAAAUCUAACCUCCAAACUGAAUGAAGAAGAUAAAUAUUUUUACACAAAGUAAUGAAGUGAUUAAUGAAAAGAAUUUAAUUAAUGGACAGUUCGUUAGUGCAAAAUGGGAGAAGUAAACGUUUGUUUCCAAAGCGAUACUGACAAUCGUGAGAAUUUUCCAUCCUCCAUUGCAUUCCAGACUUUCAGAAAGCAAAGGGAUGCUUUUUAUGAUAUACUGCGAAUUUGGGAGGAAAAUCAUUUGGUAUCAGGAUGGGUGUUUCAGAUUGCACUAGGUGGUAAGAUAAGAAAUAUGUUGACAAUGCAUAAUGAUUCCACUAAUUAUUAUCACAUUGCUAGAUUAUUUAAGUCGCAAUUGCUGAUAUCGUGUAUACAGAAUAAACAUCAGGAUGAUAUAGUAGACAAUGAGAGCUUGAAUUUUCUAAAAGCUUUGAAACAUGUCAAUCCUGAAAAAUUGACUCAACUCAGUAAAAGAUUUGUAACUCCCUUACCAUCACAGAGUCAGAACGUUGGACCUUCAUUUCCCGGCAUACAAGAAUUUUUUAAAGAUUUUAUAUUAAAUGCAUUUAACCCAAUAUUUUAUAUACAUUUAGAAAAUUGUUUUGUACAUGAAAUAAUGGAAUUGAACAAUAGUCAGUUUGCUAAUAGUGAAAUAGAAGAUUCAGAAACAAUGGUUGAUGAACAAACUCAACAGAACUUUGUUACUUGUUUAGCCAGUUUGAGGCUUCUUGCAAAAGUAUUAGGAUUUUUAAUAUCAUUACCAUAUAAAUUUGAGUUUAAUACUACUAAAGAGAUUGUAGCAACGCAAGUAGAAAUAAGAAGCACGGUUUUACCAUCGUUAAACUUACAAAUGUGUCUCCACAAUGCCAUACUCGAAGGAAAACUGAUAUUAACGAUACCUUGGAUAGUUAAAUAUCUGGCCAUGAUGGAUGUAGUGUCGCUUCGAUUGCCGUAUUACAAACAGAUUUUAGAAAUAUUAUAUUAUAUUUAUCGUGGUGUUAAUCAGGUUAAUUUUUCCGCUCCUGAUUGCCUUAUCUCCCAACAAGCAGCCAUGCUGCUGAAGUCCAGUCUGUGCUGGUUAUUCGAACUACCAAACUUUCCCAAGGAUUUCUGUAACAUCUGGCAGAAGACUUGUAAGAUCAAAGAGCUGAAGAAUCUCAAACAAAUAGAGAAACUUCUUUUCGAAAAGAAGAGGAACUCACAUUCCAUCGACUGCUCGGUUCCCGCCAAAUGCAGUCUCGAUAAAUUAGAUAUAGUUACCGAUCAAAUUAUGCGUAUGUGUUGUCCGCGAACGGAGUCAACUCUCUCUGUAUUUCACGGAAAUGGCAUGAACUUGAACGUCAAUUCUAACAAACAUAUUACACCUGUCACUAGUCAACUACAGCAAACAGGAAGUACUAAUAUUCGCGCAAAACAUUUGGAGCUGCAAUUGGAAGAAGCUUUCUUUCAUGGUCAACCAGCUUCCACCCGGAAGACUGUUGAUUUCGUGUCCGAAAGAGUCGCAUCGACCUGCGUGAAACAUAUAUGCAACACUCUGUUGACCUCUUCGCGAGAAGCUAACUUAAAUUCCUUUAGAAAGAUUCUGAAACGGAAACGGAUUGAAAAAGAUCCAGAUGAGCAAAACGAACCAUCAACAAGUUACUUAAACGAAUUUAAGACUUUGCUCGUGAGCGACAUGAACACAUUAGCCAACAAUGUGUCGAGGGACUUAAAGGAUCAGUGUGAGAAAACAAUACCGGCGAUUUGCGAGAUGCGAGUCGCGACUUCGAUAGAAUCUCUAUUAGCGGAAGAUUCUCUAACUGCGGUGAAGGAGAUGUGCAUAAAGAUUGCGACGAGAAUGGCAACAGAACGAAUAAAUCAAUGGAUACAAUCGCACAUCGUCGGUGGUUCCUUAUUUAUAAAGGACAUGGAACUUGAGAUUAAUAGAUUUUUCCGAAAUAACAGCCCUGUGCAUACUAAGCAAGAGAAAAAUCACAACAUGGAUGUUCCUAGUCCUACUGUAGUAAUAGAUGAGCUUCGAGAAUUGAUAUGGCAGAUGUUGGACAACAAUGGCAUAGGUUUAACUAUGUCAUCGACAUUAAAUGUUUUAGAUAAAUUAUAUCUGGCGUUCAAUCAAAGGAAUGAUCUAUUACCAGGACCGCAGAAAAUUUUAUUUUAUCUCAGUAUCGACUUCACAUUAUUUUUAAUUGCAUAUAGGACGGAUCUUUUUACACAAGAGCUCCAGGACAAAUUAAUUAAAAUAUGGUCGUUAAGCAGUUUGAGAAAUGAUGAAGAUGACUCACCGCUGCAUAGACUCCUGUGUUCUAGAAAUAUCAUGUUGCUAGCCCAACCAGAGAACGAUGCGAUAUGGUCUGUCUUCGGUAAAUUUUUAAAACGAUUGUUAGAAACGAAGAUACUCGACAUAAACAGUCUGAGCGAUCAGUGCGUCGCUUUAUUCAGAGAAAAUUGGCCUGUGCCUUUGUUAAAACUUUUAUCGAAGUGCCUGACUGAGGCCAUCGACGGUUAUAAAACCACUGACGAAGCGACGGAGAAAGUCAAGUAUCUUCUCGGUUGGGUAGCCGAGACGUAUCACGAGAUUGAAUUUUGCGAGGAUUAUGAUCUAUAGACUGACAUAUAUUGUAGGUAAUUUACGAUAUUGCUCUAUAAUGGGAAAGUAUGGCUGUUGAGGUAAUUUUCUGUAAAUAUAAUUUUAUCGUCUCGUAUACAUAUAUGUAUAUUGUUGUAAAUUUGCUGUUCUGAAUUUUUUAAUGUUGAUGAAGCAUUAUUGUUCUGUGUAUGUACACGCAUAUACUCGACGAAAGGUGUGUGUAAUUUGCUUCAGAAUGUUUAUCGACGAGUCUUUUACUAGUAAGAAAUUUUAACUUUUUGUAUUCGGCAAAUUAUUAAUUAAAUAUACAACUGGAUAUUUUAUCUAA